Messenger RNA from Wyeomyia smithii (pitcher-plant mosquito), 2112 nucleotides. RefSeq lists its product as uncharacterized. Bases 371 to 883 code for a protein of 170 amino acids. The record is from RefSeq and is a predicted model, not a curated record. NCBI's taxonomy places the organism in Eukaryota, Metazoa, Arthropoda, Insecta, Diptera, Culicidae. The transcript is spliced from 5 exons. Gene Ontology annotation, biological process: sleep; regulation of synaptic transmission, cholinergic; positive regulation of voltage-gated potassium channel activity.
CCCCUGGGUUAGUUUAGCUUAGAACGUCGCCGAGUGCGGACCGCGCUCGUCGGGAGUCCUAGAGCUAGAAAAACCCUUUUCCGGUGGUCACUUUGGGAAGCUAGCUAGCUUCCUUCCGGUUUGACCUCCGCAGUUAGUUAGUCGGUCGCGAUUUUUGGUUGCCCUCUCGCCCAACUGUAAUUUUUAUAUAACCGUUCGAGAUUCGGAGAGUGAUUCAGGCAGUUAUUGCAGUGUUCAAUCCGAAGUGUGUGUGCAGUGUAAGCCCAAAGAAAAAGGACGCUUACUGGUGAAGUGAAAUACGCCAGGCGCCACCGAAAAGUUGCUGUUAAUGGAUUUUCAGUGGUAAACCAGUAACGCAAAAUCGGAUAAAAUGAGUAAAUUUUAUGCGAUUUUUAUGCUAAUCAUUCUGAUCGUAGUCACAGUCGAGCCAGGUCAUAGUAUCAAGUGCUUCAACUGUGAUUCGACCAGCAAUGAGGAGUGCACUGAGAUCAACAAAAACUCCGGAAUCGUAGCGGAGCAAUGUACCCCGAGUAAAAUGGCAGCGACUACCGGCAAUUGGCUUGCUGACUUGACCCGAAUCGAAUACUUUGGAGGAGCGGAGAUAACCGUCCCGAUGGUAUGCCAGAAAAUUGUGGCCACUAACGAAAAUGGCGACACAAUGACCUUUCGUGGCUGCCAGCUGGACGGAGGCAAGACAGACCCAUGCCAGAUCGCACUUGGUAAGGCGAAGCUGCAGACCAACGUCGACAUCCAGCACUGUUCGAUCUGCAAGAACGAUGAAUGCAACGGCGCUAUUGUUCCAUUCAGAGGUCGCACAUCGUUUUGUUUAGCCGCAAGCGUUACAAUGCUGGCAAUGGCUCUUACCAAUAAACUAUUAUUUUAAGGUUGUGUUCGCUUUAUGGUAGAAAUUCGUAGAUUGAAACAUAGCGGAAUAGAUCGGUUUUUAUAUGACAUACAAUGAUAUCCAAUAAUAGCGAACAGAAUAAACUAAUAAAUAUGCAUUAUCUAAUCUACCAGUGUAAAUAACCAUGCAAUAUUUAAGCAAGCUUGCUGAAUUUUCUAAUCUAACCGAAGAAGUGUUUAUGGCAGUGUUCUUAGACGUCUUCAGUGUUUCAAAAAUAACAAUAUUAAUAAUAAUAAACCAUGAAUAAACAAUGCUUGAAGAUAGUUUAGUGUAAAAAGUAAAUGUAACCUAACGUAUAUUGAGAGUAUAAAAAAAUUGCGCAUAUUCAAGAGUAUUUAAUACUUAUUCACGCAUAGGCCUUUAUUGUAUACCCUUAAGGGAAUGUACAUUUUGUUUUAGGCUAAGAUACUCAUUUGGUACAUGUUGUCUACUGGGCAAUGAAAGGAUUCUAUGAAUUAAAAACAAAAUAUACAUUAACAUACAAUACCUAACGUUAGGAUAAGCCUAUCUGUAAAGAAAAAUUCAAUCAAUCUAAUCAAACGAUUAAGAAUACUUUAACUUUAACUAACCAUUGUUAAAAUUCAGCGGACGAUCGUCAACGUUCAGAACUAGAUUCGAUCGUUAACAUAUGCCGUCGAUCUGCAACGAUAUAUGAAUAAAAAUAAAACUAAACUGUUUGAUUUUCUUCUCCGCACCUACAGCAAAUAUGUUAUGCUAUUGAAUUAUCAAAAAAAUAUAUCUUUAAUCAAACUAUACUUAUUAAAUUUUAAAAACAUACUCAAACUAGAGCGCAAAUCAAGCAAUAGUUGAUAAGCAUUUGUUUGCAAGUCAGUGAUUUUUCUUAGGCUUUCUAUCAUGAUUAACAUUAUCACUAACAAUAUGCAAAACACAUAGCAACAACUGACAAAUAAUGGAAUUAUGGUUAGUGAAUCUUGAACGGAGAAGAAGUAGUUUACGUAUAAGCAAACUUUAUAUUAUGAUUAUUCUUGAAAGGUACGUUACAACUAAUCUGCAUACUCACAUUUCACUAACAGUUAUUUCAACACUAAACUUCUUCAGUAAUAAAAACAACAACAAUAACCGCAAAUACAGAAACUUUCACACAUAUACAAUCCACAAUUAUGUUAGACACCCCGCAGUAACAAUAGCGCCGGUAAACAAAAAUGAGAAAAAUAAAAUUGCACUUUUACCAAGGUACGACCACACAA